Molecule: messenger RNA, 720 nt
Organism: Eruca vesicaria subsp. sativa (arugula)
Lineage: Eukaryota; Viridiplantae; Streptophyta; Magnoliopsida; Brassicales; Brassicaceae
Source: the annotation of a GenBank genome assembly
GAAAUAAAUUAUCGAAAUAAAGAUCUGGGGGACUCUUAAUUGUUCUCUUUUUUUUCUAUUUUCUCAAACGUCUAAAAACUGAUCUUACCGCAGCGAAAGAUCGAUACCUCCUUGCGUACAAGCGAACUCUUAUCGAAAGGGAGAUAGAGAAGCCGAGGGACGUUGGUUUUCAUGUAUAGAGAGAUGGAGGAGAGCUCAUGGCGGCGUCUGGCCUUCUUAGCUUCGAUUUCUCUGCACUUCGUCUUAGGUCUAUCAGGUGAUUCCAAGAAUACAAAUGCAGGAGUUAAGGCAGAGUCGCACGCUUCUUCCAGCGGAACUGGCACAAAAGUAUUCCUCAUACUGCUUGGAUUUGUGGCUGUAGGUGCGUUCUCCUUCUUCCUAUACAAGCUAUGGCAGAAGAAGAAAAGAGACGAGCAGUAUGCUCGAUUGUUGAAGCUUUUUGAGGAAGAUGAUGAACUCGAGGUUGAGUUAGGCCUUCGAGAUUAAAAAAAUACAAGCUGUCAACAAAAUGCCUGAGGUAUAUUUGUUUGUGUUGGCUUGUUUUUGGAAUGUAAGAUAAAUUAUAGGUAUUAAGAAGGAUCAGAACAUGUCUUUGGUCAAAGUUAACAUUCAAGUGAUUUUAUGUUUGUUAUUGACAUGCUUUAUCUUCGUGAAAUAUAUAAUAAUGCACACGACAUUUAAUUAUACUAUAUACUUUGAUAAGUAAAUGAUGUAGCUGUG